UACGAGUGUAAAUAGAGGUCGUCGAUUCAACAACACAACGGACUCUUCUUUUUCAAAAUCAGAGAGAGAGAGAGAGAGAGAGAGAUAGAUAGAGAGAGAGAACAAUCUAAAUUCUUCAUCUCCUUCGUUUUCGAUUUUCGAAAUCUCUCUCACUAGUUCGAUCUUACGAAGGUAUCCAUGGAGGUCAAGGAAGAGAAACUGAUGGAGGAGGAGCAACGAGUGCCGGAGAAGACGAUUCCGGUGUUCACUGUUCUUAAAAACGGCGCGAUUCUCAAAAACAUCUUCGUUGUGAACAGUCGCGAUUUCUCGUCGCCGGAGAGAAACGGUUCCAUGGUUAGCGGCGAUGACGACGAGGUAGAGGAGACUCUCGUCGUCGGUCGUCAUCCAGAUUGCGAUAUUCUCCUAACGCACCCUAGCAUUAGCAGAUUCCACUUAGAAAUCCGCUCGAUCUCAUCUCGUCAGAGACUCUUCCUCACGGAUCUAUCCUCUGUGCAUGGGACAUGGGUUAGGGAUCUGAGAGUUGAGCCACAUGCUUGUGUCGAGGUUGAAGAAGGUGAUACGAUUAGGAUUGGUGGUUCAACUAGGAUCUAUAGGCUUCACUGGAUUCCGUUGAGCCGUGCGUAUGAUUUUGAUAAUCCGUUUGUUUCACCACUUGAUGCGUCUAUGGUGAUGGAGCAAGAAGAAGAGAAUAGAAUGAUUGAAGCAGAGAAUCUAGAGGUUGCACAACAUCAGUCACUAGUGAAUAAUGGAUUAAAUGAUGAUGGAGAUCUGCAUCUGGAUGUGACGUCAGAAGGAACUGGAUCAUCAGUCCCUAGUGAGGAUGAGGAUACAUAUGUUACGACAAGGGAGAUGUCGUUGCCACUUGCGUCUCCAAGUGUUUUGACACUAUCUGGAGAUUCUGUCAAGUCACAAAAACUUCAAUUAAAUGAAGAUUUGCAGACUUCAACAAAGUGGAACUUAGGUGUUGUAGAAGCCGCGGCAGAUAAGCCAAGUAGCAGCUCCUCCCCAAGUAAGCAGCAGAGUGGUGGCUACCUGGAGGGAUUAGGUUUUUCUGACCUUCUUGUCGCUGCAGAGGCUGAUAAAUGCAAUGUCAGAGAACAUGGAGGUUUGCAUCUGAAUGUGAUGUCAGAGAGGAUGGAACCAUCAGUGCCUAAUGAGGAGGAGGAUCCAUUUCUAGCUGCAAAGGAGACUUUAUCGCUACAACUCCCAAUAGAUUCCAUUAAUUCAGAGAUACAAUGGCUCACGGAAGAUGUUCAGGCGUCACCAGAGUUGUCCAUAAGUAGUGUAGAAGUCAACGCAGAAAUUCCAAGUAGUGGCUGCUCCCCAAGUAAGGGAAAGAUUGAUGACUGCUUUGAAGUUUCUAGUUGUUCUGCACCUGAGUUGACUAUAAAGGUUGAGAUUCUGAGCCUUCAUCCAGAAGUCAGUGAAGAAACUGAGUUAGUCACAAAGGAGGUUAUGGAAGCAUCUGCUAAACCACUAAGUAAGACUGAUAAUAUGAGUCACGAAGAAAAUAGAGAAACUGAGGUCUCAAGGCAAGUUAUUGCAGUAUCUCCCAAUUCCUUCUCUCAAGCUGGGCCACCUUUAGAAAUUUUAACUGAAGCGCAAGGCCUCGUUGGUUCUGAAUUCAUGGGUGAAGUUUCAGUAGAGACUGAAAUUGAGAACCCACUACAUCAAAAGAGCAUUGGAGAAACAAAGGCUGAAAUUUGGAGUCACGGAGCCUAUGAUGAAACUGAGGUCUCAACGCAAGGUAUUACAGUAGCUCCCAGUUCCUUCUCUCAAGCUGAGCCAACUUUGGAAAUUUUAACUGAUGAUGCUCCAGGCCUCCUAGGUUCUGAAGUCCUAAGUGAAGUGGCAGUAGACACUGAAAUUGAGAACCUACUACAUCAAAAAAGCAAUGGAGAAACAAAGGCUGAUAUUCAGAGUCACAAAGACAAUGGAGAAAGUGAGGUCUCAAGGCAAGUUAUUGCAGUAUCUACCAAAUCCUUCUCUCAAGCUGAGCCAACUUUAGAAAUUUUAACUGGGCCACCUUUAGAAAUUUUAACUGAAGCGCAAGGCCUCGUUGGUUCUGAAUUCAUGGGUGAAGUUUCAGUAGAGACUGAAAUUGAGAACCCACUACAUCAAAAGAGCAUUGGAGAAACAAAGGCUGAAAUUUGGAGUCACGGAGCCUAUGAUGAAACUGAGGUCUCAACGCAAGGUAUUACAGUAGCUCCCAGUUCCUUCUCUCAAGCUGAGCCAACUUUGGAAAUUUUAACUGAUGAUGCUCCAGGCCUCCUAGGUUCUGAAGUCCUAAGUGAAGUGGCAGUAGACACUGAAAUUGAGAACCUACUACAUCAAAAAAGCAAUGGAGAAACAAAGGCUGAUAUUCAGAGUCACAAAGACAAUGGAGAAAGUGAGGUCUCAAGGCAAGUUAUUGCAGUAUCUACCAAAUCCUUCUCUCAAGCUGAGCCAACUUUAGAAAUUUUAAGUGAAGAAGCUCGAGGCCUUGAAGUCCAGAGUGAAGUAGCCAUAGAGACUGAAACGGAGAACGUACUACAUCAGACAAGCAAUGGAGAAGCCAAGGUUGGUUCAAGACAAGUCAGUGCAGUAUCAGAUUUUUCCGCUGGAGACGAAUGUCUUUCAAGAAUCAAUACCGAAGAUAUCCAAAGUCUAUGCUCGAGUUGGCAGCCAAUGCCUGAGAGUGAAGUUGAGAUCUGGAGUGAUGCCAAUUCUGCAGGACAUCAGAAUAAAAAAUCAGGAAUGACCAGAGAGACUGAACAGAUAUUUGAUGAAGGGAGCAGCUCGUGUCUUUCUGAGGUCCAACGAAGUAAUACGCAAAUUUUCUUGUCAACACCAAAUCAGAAAUACAAACCAGAAUUGUCAAUUGGCUCUGGGAGAUCUGAAAAAUAUUACAGCCUAAGCGAAAUAAAGGGUGAAGAAAGUACUGAUAAAUGGUGUCCAAUUCUCUCAACCUUGGCGGCAGAAACCUUUGGGGAUACAAAACCGAUUAAAGAACUGCCUUCUGAUGAUACUGGAAGUCAAGAAAACCAGACCCCGCAAACAUAUACUGUUAGAGAUGAUGUACUGUCUGAGAUGGAUAGCUCAAGCACAUGCAACAUUUGGUCUAGGAGAGGAAAAGCUGCUUCCGUUCUUCAGAUCCGGACCAACAAGAGUGAAGGAAAGCAAACUGGGAGACAACCAAAAGACAAGUUGCAUAGAAGACAGGCUCUAAGUGACAAGUCUAUUUCUCUGACUGGUCAUCAUGGUGGAGAGAAUCUGGAACCAGAGAUCUUUACUCCUGACAAGGAGAAUCUCACCCCAAGUUCUCAUAUGUUGAAAAGAUUACAAGAUAUUGGUGACGUGAAAGAUAGCAAGAGCUCUUCAAAGCUUUCAGGAAGAUCAUGCUCGUCACUGGUUCAUUCAAAUAUCGCUAUUGUUGCUUCAGAGGCAUUCGCAGAACCAGAAAUCUUUACCCCAGAUAAGGAGAAUCUUACCCCAAACUCUCAUAUGCUAAAACGUUUGCGAGAAUUUGGUGAUAUUAAGGGUACAAAAGAAGGCUCCUCCUCUAAAGCCACACGUAAACCAUUCUUUGAUCAUUUGGAAGCAAAUGUGAUGGCAGAACAGAAACCAGAAGAUCUACAGAGCAUGAGCAGCAAAUCGAAGGUGAAGCAUGAGCCUGUGGCACUGAAGAAGAAAGCUGAACGGGUGCCUUUUCAACCUCUACUUGACAAAUCUUCUUCCCAAAGUCAGUCAUACACUGAGGCUUCUACUGCAUCAGCGAGGCACAACAACUCUAGAGGCAUUCGUUCUUCUUCUGUCCUUUCUGAUGGAAAGAGCAAGAUGAAGUGGACCAUUGUGCUGGACACUUCUUCACUCUUGGAUAAGGAGUCUAGGAAGCCACUGCACCUACUACAAGGUCUCAAGGGGACACAUCUGGUCGUACCAAGAACAGUGUUAAGGGAACUAGAUGAGGUGAAGGGCAGUCGCAGUCUACUCUUCAGAAGAAGAACAGAGAUGGCUUCUUCAGCUCUGGAUUGGAUCGAAGAGUGUGAGGUUAAUUCAAAAUGGUGGAUUCAAGUCCAGAGCCCAUCAGAGGAAACCAAAGCAACUGCACCGACCCCACCAGUCACUCCUCAGUCAAAUGGCUCGUUGGCAUUCCCGUUUUCACUUCACUGGAACACUUAUGCACCAGAGAUCGAUUCUCCUACAUCAGAAGAUCAGGUCCUAGAAUGUGCUCUUCUUUAUAGAUACCGUGACCGUGACGAAAAACUAGUUCUUCUUAGCAACGAUGCAACUCUCAAGAUCAAAGCCAUGGCAGAGGGUGUGAUAUGUGAGACGCCACAUGAGUUCUACGAGAGUCUGGUGAAUCCUUUCUCAGAGAGGUUUAUGUGGACAGAGAGCACGCCGAGAGGACGGACUUGGAGUCAUCUAGACGACGACGUGUUGAGAGAAAGGUACAACAACCGAGCUUGUAGAAGUAAGUCAACAUACAAUGGAGGAGGAAGAGGAGAGAGUGGUGCAGCAGCUAAAGGCUUGAAGCUCAUAUUGCUCCAUAACUCUCACUACGGCCACACUCACUGAUGACGCUUCAUCAUCAUCAUCAUCCAUCACUAUGGCGACAGUGAAUGAUGAUGCAUCAUCUAUCAUGUUCCUUCUGUCCAACUAAGCCAAAUAAUUCUACUCGCUUACUCAUGGUAAACAUAUGGAAUAGUGUUUUUAGAAUGAAUGACAUUUCUAUAAUGUGGCUACUAUUAUUAUGACUUUUCUAAUUUUUUUAAUUGUG
This is a messenger RNA of Camelina sativa (false flax), 4759 nucleotides long. The record is from RefSeq and is a predicted model, not a curated record. Lineage: Eukaryota; Viridiplantae; Streptophyta; Magnoliopsida; Brassicales; Brassicaceae.